This is a messenger RNA of Seriola dumerili (greater amberjack), 1493 nucleotides long. It is a transcript of the gene smim18, whose product is annotated as small integral membrane protein 18. The record is from RefSeq and is a predicted model, not a curated record. The coding region runs from base 241 to 564 and encodes 107 amino acids. The transcript has 2 exons. Lineage: Eukaryota; Metazoa; Chordata; Actinopteri; Carangiformes; Carangidae.
CCGUUCAGCUGAGACAUGAAGAGCUGCAAGGAGUGGCGGAGGGAGCGAGCGAGUGCACGAGCAACGGCUGGAAGUGCAUGAGAGUGCUAAGGAGGAAAACAGGUCGAGGAGUGAACGCGGAGGAGGGAGAGAGUGGAAGACAGAGCGAUAGGUGGAGCACCAAAAAAAAAAAAAAAAAAGAGGAGAGUGCAUCUGUUGACUUGCAUCUUCUACAGGACUGAGCCAGACAAAGGAGAAAUCAUGGCCAACAUCACUACCACUAUACACCCAAGUAAUCUCCCAUGGCACCCAGGGGCGGUCUCUCUCCCCCUUGUCUCCUUGCAGGUCCAGGAAGUGUACCCAUUCCAUGACGGCUGGAAUGUGGCGUGCUUCGUCAUCCUUCUGCUCUUCAUCCUCACUGUCCUGUCUCUGGCUGCCUUGGCCGUGCUCUAUGAGUUACUGGACUGUGGGUGUUGUGCCAAAGGGAAGACACAUCACCAGCUACAGGAGGAGGGGCCGGGAAGCUGCAGUAAGCUCAUGACCAGCAUUUGCAAGGAGCCAGAAUCCCACACUGAGGUGGUAUAGAGGCAGCAAUGAUGAAGAAAAGGAAUAGCAGGAAUUCGGGUGUCAUUGCUAAGUUGGGCAAUAUUACGGCACUGACCCCCUGAGGAAUGGACGUCUAAAACUGCGUAAUAGUAGUUCAAUUGCUCACAGUUUGGUGGAUGUGGAGGGAAGAGACAAGAUAAGGUAACGGAACAAUGUAAAGAAGAAGGGGGCAGUUUUUCACUGAUUUGGAGUGAGUCUAAUUACCGCUUCAGUUACAAAGGAAUCUUCACACAAUCCAGAUUCACUACCACUUAACACAGAGGGCAGACCAUGUAAGCCAUAUUUUACACCUGACAUAAUCAGGAGAUAAAGAGAGAGAGCACCUCAGUAGAAAUAGUAUUAGUAGUGCGGCCCAAUAAAAAAAAAUAAAAAAUACACAACACUGACAACACUUAAAAAUGAAGGCUGUGGCAGAAUGGAUUACACUGAGGUGGGACUUUUUUUCCUUUGUUUUCUUUGAUGGAGUAUAACGUUGCAUGGCCAAAACAUGUUAAAAUUAAAAACACCACUCAGCCUCAAUAUGAGUGAGUUUAAAAAACAGGUUCUCUUGCUCAGCGACAUUUGCCCUGUGAGUACUGCACGUACAAAUGAGUUUCUAUGAGACAUGGUAAAAUGUUGUACACAGACAGAAAAUGUUGUUGUUUCCCAAAAGGGCCUGCUAGGCAACAAAGAAACUGAUCAAGUUUGGUUGGACUUCAUCGUUGCUUUGGACAAAGCCUGUGUUUCUCUGUUCUUUAGUAAAUUUUGUGCCAGUGCCGUCAACAUGUUAAGCAUUGCAUUAUUAUUAUUAGAUGACAAAUUACACUUUGUUGCUGCACAGUGAUGUAUUUUAUCAUGUCAUAUUGAGCACAAUGUAUAAUUUCAUAUGCCUUACCACAAAAUGCCUAAUAAAUUGUCACUUAAUUAUG